Molecule: messenger RNA, 2589 nt
Organism: Perkinsus marinus ATCC 50983
Lineage: Eukaryota; Perkinsozoa; Perkinsida; Perkinsidae
Exons: 22
Coding region: 1-2589 (862 amino acids)
Biological process (GO): mRNA splicing, via spliceosome
Cellular component (GO): nucleus
Molecular function (GO): DNA binding
Source: RefSeq, a predicted model, not a curated record
AUGUUUGCUAGUCGACGGAAUAGGAAUAGACCUACGGGACUGCGAAAGGUUCAUAGUGACGAGGAAGAGGGGGAGGAGGAUGAAGGCGGUCGUGGGGAGAGCCCAGAGGCGGUUGGGUCGGCGUCUCAGUCAUCGACUCUGCUCUCUAUCAACGCUGAGGGUGACUCUAUGGAGGCUGUGACAGUGAUGAAGUCUAAGCAGUCUAGGCGACUACGGAGGGAACUCAAGAGGGAGAAGAAGGGUAUCAAACCUGAGUCGACGGGCCACAGUGGGGAUACUAGUGAUGAUAGAAGCAAUGGAGAGGCUGAGCACUUGGCACCUGCUAUCAAGGGUCAUGCGUUCAAUACGAGAAGAGCCCAGCAACAGGAUUGGAGGCUGGAGGGUCUCGAUACUGAAGGAGAUAUAGCAAUGCUGGCUAGUGAGACUAUCGAGAUUGAAGAGGAAGAUGAUGAUGAUGAUUAUGGUAGGGUAAGUGCAGAGAAGGAGGUCGACCAGGGCAUGGUAGCAGUCGAUGGCGGCCUCUUUGUGGUCGACACUGAUGGAGUUGAUGGAGAGGAGCACAUUGGAGUGACCACAGUAGCUGAAGUAGCUGCUAAGAACUUCGAUGAGGCCCCUUUGGGCAUAGGUCCUGUGACGGUGACACGAAGGCCACCGGGAACUGCGAUAUACGCGGGAGAGGACUACGAGGAGAUUCAGGUUACCGACCUAGACCCUGCGAUGGUGGCAGAUCCUGGAGUGAUAGACCUUGCCCGGCGGAAGAGGCAGAGGCAGCGGGAGAAGGUUAGGUCAUCAGAAAAUGCUAUGGCACCGGCACAAGUGAAAAAGGGGGAGUUCGCCACUAUAGAUUUGGAUCCUAGUGCACACGAUGCUCCGAUGACUGACACUGAUGGGGGUCUAGGAGGGCAUAGCACUCGAGGAAUGCUGCAUCGGUUAGAAGUGGAGAGGAAACGGGAACAGUUAAUGGAGUUUGGUGAUGAGGAUGAUGAUACGUGGGCUGAUGCCCAAAUUAAGAAGGUAGCGGGACUACAGAAGUUGAAGGAGUUCCAACAGAAGAGAGCUGAUGCUGCUUUGAUGGUUGAGAAGACGUCAGGAGAGAAAAUGGCAGAGGAUCUGUUUGCUGCUGAUCCCAUACCUUCGUUGGAGGAGGCCCUCGAUGCAGUUUACCGCAAGAUUCACUCUGAAAAGGUCCACCUGAUAGACUUCCAAGGCCGACAUAGGAAAUUGGAGACGGACCGAGCGGAGAGCCAACGGUGCUUAGACCGCAUCGAGAGUGACAGUCUAGAGGAGAAUGAGAAACUUGACGUUAUUACGGAUUUCCGUUCCUACGUGGAGGAUCUUGGCAGCUUCCAUGAUGCCAAAUAUGAUCAAACUGACAACGCUCUUAACCUCUUAGACAACAUCGAGAAGAAUGUAUGCCGCACGCAUGAGGAGAGGCAACUGAAGGCUCUGAUGACAGAUUACGCACGGGCGUCUGAGGAUGAUUCUGAAGAGGCUCGACUAGCACAGGCGAGGUUGAAGUGGCUCGGGAGUAGGGGGUCGGAAGAUGGGUAUAUUACUAGUGAUGGGGAGUACUCCGAUAUCGAGGAGAAUGAUGACCAAACAUGGCAGGCUCUUGCCACGGAUAAGAAGAAGUUCCUGAAGGCGGCUCACCUACAGAUUAUGGGUGAUGUUUCUGAUGACUUCAGCUCGGUACGAUCGAUCUGCCAGGAGUUUCAGAAGGUUCGUACAGCAUGCCCCAAGCUGUAUAAACAAGCCUUCCUCGGUGCCAGUCUUGAGGAGGCAGUGGCCAUCCCUGUGAGAUAUCAGCUGCUCUAUUGGGACCCGUUCAAUCUCUCGGCUAGUGAUGGUGAGGAUGUAGAGGAACGUCAUCAGCCGCGUAUUAUUACUACGGUAGAUGAAGUGAUGGAUAUGGAGUGGUUCAUUAGUCUUACUGACUACUGCAAUCCUCCUGGCCCUGUGGCUCUCGAUCAUGCCGAGAUGAAUGCUACUGUUACCGCGGACAGCCUUGUGGUGCCCCACGUCGUCCAUGAAUGCCUCUUCGAUCGUGUACGGCACUUCAUAAGCAACGUUUGGAACAUCAGCAGCAUGAAACAUGGGAAGAUAGUGAAGGACUUACUAGGACUGUGCGUGGACUUCGACGAGACCUCGGCUAGCGGUAGCUCGCCGUAUAAGGAUGUGAUCCUCACUGCAUGUGAGGAGAGGAUCAAACGAGCACUCGAGGGGCUCAUUGUCUCCCACGACCAGUGGAUGGCAAGCAAUCCUUCAGUGAGACUGCGCAUCACCCGAAGGAUGGCCAAGAUAUUCUCAUGCGUGUGCUUCGUCGGGACCCCCUUCCUCCCGCUGGCUACAGUUCACAUCGAUCAACUGCUCAUUCACGGGAUUCUUGAUCGACUAGGCGCCCUUAAUGAUGCGGAUGAUGCGAAGGAGAUACUGGAGAGAGUUCUGCGGGCUAUACCAGAGCAUUGGCUGUUCCAGAUGACCCCCGAAGCUCGAGAUUCUCUCAGAGGGUCGUUACAAGCUGCCUGCAAGAAGUUCGAGGUCGAUAUCAGUACACACUGCCGUGUUGAAUGUAUCACUAGAUCAGCGUGA